AUGCAGACCCUCUCUUUCCUCUCGGCUCUGGCUCUGCCCGCCAUUGUUAGUGCUAGCCAGGUCGGCGCUUCGGGUACUCUCUCUUCUCUCGAUGGCGGCCUUGGCGGCGUCGUCACUGUCGCCAGCGACUCUUCCCUUGAGGUUACGCAGUAUAAGCUGGCUGACGCCAGUGCUCCUGAGCUAUACUGGUGGGGAAGCACCUCCAGCGAUCUCUCGUCUGGUUUCCGCAUCUCCAACACACAUAUCACGGAAGCUGCCACUUCGGAUAGUCUGACGAUUGAUCUGGAUGCCGGCCAUACACCCGCCGACUUCAGCACCGUGGGACUUUGGUGUGAGAAAUUCAAGACCAACUUUGGCCAGGCUCAGCUUAAAGCUAGCACGACGGGAACUUCGGGUAGCAACAACUCGCAAACUACUACUGGGGCUGCGGCACCGGCACGUACCACCACCGGUACAGGUUCUGCAAACAGUAUCGGGGUUAUGUUUGCGCUUGCGGCUAUGGCUGCUGGGGUCGUUGUUCCAGCACUGCUUUAA
Trichoderma breve is the source of this 534-nucleotide messenger RNA. Its product is annotated as electron transfer DM13 domain-containing protein. Bases 1 to 534 code for a protein of 177 amino acids. The transcript has a single exon. The record is from RefSeq and is a predicted model, not a curated record. Lineage: Eukaryota; Fungi; Ascomycota; Sordariomycetes; Hypocreales; Hypocreaceae.